UUUGACCAAAAACAUCAAGUAAGCCAUACGAUUAUCAAUCAAAAACCUGACGAUGGAAAGUUGACUAUACCCGUUGUAUAUAAUGUCGGGGUUGAGAUGAGGAGUGCGACGUGCCGGCACCGGCCUAAGUGGUAUUGCGUGAUUCUCCCGCAACUGUCGCCAUCGGUAUCUUUAUAUGAUUCGCUAUAUCGUGAACCCUUAUAAAUAACCACAUCUCAAGUCCAAAAACCGACGUAGAUUCUAGAUAAACCAGUUUUGUAUAAUCCCCGCAACUGAUCAUCAAGAUGCCUACAGAAUUCAUCAGCUUAACAUUCCCUAACCCGUCUACGGACAUCAACCCCAUCCCUAACUCCUCUAUUGACCCGGAUUUCCUGGAGCGAUAUGCCCGGAAUCUAGACGACUAUGCCUUCAACUACACCCUAGUCCCGUACGACUCCUCGUACUAUGACCCCUGGACCAUCGGCGCCACCAUCGCCGCCAAGACCAAGAACCUCAAGAUCAUCAUCGCACUCCGCCCUAACACACUCUACCCCACAGUCGCCGCCAAAGCCCUAGCAACGCUGGACCAGCUCAGCCGCGGGCGCGCCGUAGUGCACUUCAUCGCAGGCGGCAGCGACGUCGAGCAAGCGCGAGAAGGGGACUUCCUCAACAAAGAGGAGCGAUACGGGAGGUUAGAGGACUACAUCAAGAUCCUGAAGCGCGCGUGGGCGUCGGACGAGCCGUUCGACUGGGACAGCAAGUACUACCAAUUCAAGGGGUUCUCGAACAAAGUGCGGCCCGUCAACGGGAAGAACAUCCCCGUGUCCGUCGGCGGGUCGUCCGACGACGCGUACAGGAUCGGCGGAAGCCUCGCGGAUAUCUUUGGGCUCUGGGGCGAGCCGCUGAAGGAGACGAAGCAGCAGAUCGAUCGCAUUUACGAGGAGGCGAAGAAGGCCGGACGCGCGGAUGAUGAUAGGCCGAGGAUUUGGGUCACGUUUCGCCCGAUUGUGGCGGAGACGGAGGAGUUGGCUUGGGCGAAGGCCCAUCGGACCCUGGAUUUGUUGAAGGCGGCACGGAAUGAUAGCCGGGGUCGCCCGAAGCCGGAGACGCCGGCCGCGCCGCAGAAUGUGGGGUCUCAGCGGUUGCUGGAGAUCGCGAGUAAGGGCGAGGUGCAGGAUAGGGCGCUGUGGUACCCGACUGUGACGGCGACGAACGCGCGGGGCGCGUCGACGGCGUUGGUGGGUUCCGUGCAGACGAUUGUUGAUUCGCUGCUUGAUUACGUUGAUUUGGGCGCGGAGUUGAUUUCGAUCCGUGGGUAUGAUAACUUGAAUGAUGCGAUUGAUUAUGGACGAUAUGUCCUGCCGAAGGUGCGGGAGGCGUUGAAAGAGAGGGAGGGUAAGACUAAUGGGACUCAUUAGUAGGAUAUAGGAUAUAGCACCUACCUACCUACUUAGUGUACAGAGCAUUUGUAGGCUUUCGUUGAGAAUACAUGUUAAAUGACAUAUUCCUACUAGUUUAUCGUGAGAUGUGUUUGAGAUAGCGAGGGAGGAAUAGGGGUUAGGGGUUUUGUGUACCUACCUCGAGAUGAAUACCUACCAGGUACAUGUGAUUUAUCCCACAAUUCACUUCUACU
This is a messenger RNA of Annulohypoxylon maeteangense, 1612 nucleotides long. Its product is annotated as bacterial luciferase-like protein. The transcript has a single exon. Bases 285 to 1397 code for a protein of 370 amino acids. Gene Ontology annotation, molecular function: oxidoreductase activity, acting on paired donors, with incorporation or reduction of molecular oxygen. Lineage: Eukaryota; Fungi; Ascomycota; Sordariomycetes; Xylariales; Hypoxylaceae. The record is from RefSeq and is a predicted model, not a curated record.